Messenger RNA from Hydatigera taeniaeformis, 132 nucleotides. The record is from the annotation of a GenBank genome assembly. NCBI's taxonomy places the organism in Eukaryota, Metazoa, Platyhelminthes, Cestoda, Cyclophyllidea, Taeniidae.
AUGUGGACACCGUUUCUCCUCCUACCACCCUCCAUGCGCCAAUUUCAGUGCGCUGAAAUGUGUCGUGUCGGUUUGAGGGAUGCGGACCCCUAUGAAGGGGUAGAUGACUACCAACAGGGUGGCGAGGCACGA